Molecule: messenger RNA, 4358 nt
Organism: Vitrella brassicaformis
Lineage: Eukaryota; Vitrellaceae
Source: the annotation of a GenBank genome assembly
GUUCCCCGGUGCGGACUCAAGUGACGAAUCGUCUGUGGGUAUCCCCUCGUCAUAGAGUUGGCUGAUCCUGAGAGAAGUCGCCAUGUACUUCCCACCGGCGUCUGUCCCUCCCCCGCAGGAAUACCCGCCCAUUCAGAAGGGAUACCCGCCCAUGCAAAUGAUGCCACGUGAGCCCCUCACAGCACACCGGAGGGGAAAGAUCAGCUGCAUGAAUGCACUAAGUCUUGUGUGAUCGGAUGUGUCAUCUCUGUGUUUGUGUGGCUGGUGUGUUCAGCCUACGGGGCGGCGGCGUAUCACAUUCCCCAGGCAGGCAUUCAGCCCAAUGCUCCACACGUCGCUCCCCAGAUGUAUAUGCCGGUCUCCGCGCAGCCCUACCGGCCGCCAACGGUAACAACCACAUACGCCAACGUCCCAACCAUGUACCAGGGCGCCGCGCCUUACCCAGCGCACGGUGGGUGGAUCUCCCUCCAGCAAGCGUGAUGCACUCCCUCGCCCGUUAAUAUACAUUCCUCGUCGUUUGUUCAGGUGUGGUGACUCAUGCGCCGCACGUUGGGGGUGUGACGUAUCGCGUUGUGGGGCAGGCGGAGGCGACGGGACCGAGAAUCGUCAAUGUUGGGCCGGUGGUGCCACUGGGUACCACUCAGGCACCGAUUUCUCCUGCGGCUGGUACCCAGUGCCUGCAUGAGAACACACGGUGCCAACUCAUGGUUCUGAUUCUUGCAUUUUGUGCAGCAGUUGAGCCCCGCGGGAUGAUGUUGGCGUCUCAGGCUCGCCAGCGGCUGAUUGAGCUCAUCCGCAAGCCUGAGCUUCUGUAUGAUGAAGCAGUCAAGGUGAGAGGGGACGCAAACAAGAAGCCCUCGAUGAAUACCUCGUGUCUCCCUCCUUCACGCAGGCCUUCUAUGAGCACGCCACAGCGCCCAUGGCGGAGCCCCGCCGGCGCAGGUCGUCUCGUCGCGCAUCUCGCGUCAAGGGGUAUCGCAAGAGCACCGUCAGUGCCACCGUCCACAAGGCAGGGUCGCUGACGCUCAAGGUUCCGGAGGUGCAGGGCGGGGAGAACGGUGAGGAUGACGAUGCCGACGAGACCAGCCCCAAGAGCGCCUGCAGUGGCCCUGCGUACGGCGAGUGGACAGAGAAUGGCAUGAGAAGACAGAGAACCGACCCUGGUACAUACACAAAAGAGACCACACAAAAGCGCGUUGAUCACUGUUUGAUGUGUUUCAACAGACGCGACCGAGGCGACGCUGCCCCCGUUGGGCCGGACGGUGAAGGUGAUGCGUCUGACAAGCGUGCCUGACCUCGCCCGCAGCCUGGCGCAGGACUUCCAGAUCAGCGGCAUCGAUGAGGCGGAGUGGGAGAACCUGUUUGAGAAGUACGAUGAAGGAGACGUGGGUCAGCUGGACCUGGAGACCUUCAAGGGCUUCUUCCGCGACCUUUUGCUGCACAUCCGCGACAAACACUUCGAGCCACAGAUACGGUAGGCAAACGGGGCGGACGUGAAAGGCAGCAGAGAAGGAGCAUGUUGCGUUGUGCAUGUUGUGUUGUGCAUUUGUAUGGCCGCUGUGUGUAUGCAGAUUUCGUCGCGAUUUCUUUUUCCCCAAUGAUCCAUCGAAGCAGUCGAUCGAGGCCACAUACGACCUCCAAGAACAGAUCGGGAGCGGCCGAGUGAGACGACCGAUUACUCCGUGUGACAAGCACAUCCAUGCCUGCUUCUCCUUUGUCUUCAGUUCGGUGUGGUCAUCAAGGCCCGGCACCGGCAGAGCGGCGUGGUCCGCUGCGUCAAGAAGGUGCCCAAGUCGCACACCGCGCUGCCGCUCGAGUCCAUUGUCCAGGAGUUGACCAUCCUGAGAAAGCUGGACCACCCCAACAUCAUACGCAUGGUCGAAGCAUUCGAGGUGAGUGAGUGUGGAAGGGACAGACAGAGACAUGCAUGGACCCCACCUCUCUCUCCCUCACACAGAUGAUGUGCUCAAUGGAUGGAUUGAUGAGUGCAGGACGCCACGCAUCUGUAUCUGAUGUUUGAGCUGUUUGAGGGCAAGGAGCUGCUGACAGAGAUUCUUGAGAGAGCGCCCAAGGAGGACUCCCCCGAGGGCGGUGGCAGCUUCACCGAGACGGAGGCGGCGCAGAUUCUCAAGAGCAUACUCAGCGCUCUAGCACACUGCCACGAGAAGAGAAUCAUGCACAAGGAUCUCAAACCAGGCAGGAGACCAGAUGCAGAGACACCAGAUGGACACCAUUAAUGGUGCUGUCUAUCGUCGUGUGUGGGUCUUGCAGAGAACGUGAUGAUACUGCACGAUCCCAAGAGCGUUGAAAAGGCUGGAGGUACGGCAGUAAGUAAAGAUGUGUGUGGGAUGGCCACACGCAUGGCAAACAGGCUCGUCUCUACGUGUGUGUGUGUGUGUGUGUGUUGUCAGGUAGUUUGAAGAUCAUCGACUUCGGUCUUUCAGAGCUGUUCACGCCCGAGCAGUUCUCCUCUGUCAUCGCGGGCACACCUUACUACAUGGCGCCUGAGGCAAGACACGAACACUCCGACACAAGACAGGCCACACGCGCAUUGCAUUGAUUCGUUGCUUGAUGUGAUGCUGUAUGUGUGUGUCCCGUGCAGAUGUUCAUGCGUCGGUACAACUACAAGUGCGACAUGUGGAGUGUGGGUGUCAUCCUCUACAUGCUCCUCACCUCCUACCUGCCCUUCAACGCCUCCAGUCAGGCAGAGUACGCCGAGGUCGUCAAGACCAAACCAGUGCCCUUCCCCGCCAACCUCUUCGACCACAUCUCCAUCGAAGCAAAGGACCUCAUCGGCAAACUACUGCAGAAAGGUCCAUGCACCCGUGGCAAAGACACUUGCACGGAGCGGUGCACGCCUCCCCUCCCUCCCUCCCUCCCUGUUUGUGUGUCCUUUGUUUGUUAUCAGAUUUCCAUCGUCGGCCGAGCCCCAAGCAGGCGCUGCAGCACCCGUGGUUCCACAAGUUUGCCGGCGACAAGGACCGCCAGGCGUCGAGAAAGGCCUCCAUGAGACGGAACCGCAUCGACUCGGCACUCUUCCAAUCGUUCGCAAAGGUAGGUAGCUGCACACACACAAAUAAACAAACAAAUAAACAAACAGACAAACAGAAAAGACACGAAGGGAAGACCGACACGGAUGAUGCCUCCCCCGUGUCUCUCCCUCCGUCCUUUACAGAAACCGAUGUUUCACCGUUUGUGUGUGAAUCUUUUGACGCCUCAUUUGGACUACACGUCCAUCAGCCGUGCGCCCGACGUGUUCAAGGCGCUGGACAUCGACCACGACGGCGUGCUGUCCGAGCAGGAGAUAUCUGAGGCGCUGAGCGAGCUGGGCAUGAGCGAGGCCGAGAUCCCUAUGGUGGUGGACAAGCUGGACAUGGCGCAGAGCGGAACCAUCACCUACUCGGAGUUCACCGCCAUACUCGCAUCUGCCACACUGCACAAGUUCAAAGACAGACUGCCUAUGGUCUUCACACAGGUACGUACCUUUCCGGAUGGUUCGAUGGAUGGAUGGAUGUACCUUUUCCGCCUUCGAUGGAGGGAUUAGAGGAGACACACACGAGAGAUAGCUGGUUAUUCGCGUGUCUCUUGUGUUUGCAGUUUGAUCGCGGCAACAAGGGCUAUCUGACAGAGGACGACCUGAUCAUCCUGCUGAGCAGCCGCGCCAUCGAAAUGGACGAGCAGCAGUCCCCCACCCACGCGGGCCACGCCCAAGCGGCGUCUAGUGCUUCAGUGCCCAAGGCCCCCGAGAUAGUGCUGCGUCAGAUUUUCAAGGAGGUCGACACCGACGGCGACGGCCACAUCACCUACCAAGACUUCGAGCACUACCUCAUCCACACAUGACAUCACAUGCCACGCCACCGACCUGUUGCUCUGCUGCUCUUAUCUGCUCUGAUCUGAUCUGACGAAUGAAGCAAGGAUCGCUGUCUGUGAGAGACGGGAUAGGGAGGGAGGGAGACGGGGAAUCAAAUCAUGCAGGGGGGCUUGACUUGACCUGGCCCGUGCCGUGGGUGGUCAUCAUUUUUGGAUGAGUGCUGGACUUGCAAGGGAGAGAGGGGAGGGAGGGAGGGAGGGAGGGAGGGAGGAACACACACGUCUGCCCGCGUCGUCAGUGCACAGAGGGGAAGAGGGAGGUUUGCUGGAGCAAACAAACACCGACAGAUGGACGGGGCGAGAAUGUCGCCUGACUGCCUGCCUGCCUGUCUUAUUUCCUUCCUGCCUGACCUUCUUUGUCAUGGGAUGGUCUGACGAAUGGAUGGAUGGACUUGUUCAAGACAUGAGUUGCGUACGGUAUAAGGCGCUGCGGUCGGUCGGUCGAUUCACAUGCAUCUCGUUAGUGAGUGCAGCCAAUUGGUCGCUCA